Messenger RNA from Oncorhynchus mykiss (rainbow trout), 2982 nucleotides. NCBI's taxonomy places the organism in Eukaryota, Metazoa, Chordata, Actinopteri, Salmoniformes, Salmonidae. The record is from RefSeq and is a predicted model, not a curated record.
AAAAACCUUAUAGCGAUGUGAUCUACGGUGUAAAUUCUUCUCGUUUCUUCUUUUUUUUUUUAGCUAGGAAGCAAUAUAUUGCAGGAAGGUGAACAGGUAACGUUAACUAGUUAGCUAAACAAGCUGCCAGUAACUAGAGUAAUGUAGCUAGCUAGUUAACGUUAAUCUCAUUGUUUACUAACAGAAACAGUGUCAGUUAGUCUAUUAGCCAUUACCCAUGUUAACAGAUUAGCUAACUUUACUGUACUACUGUAACAGCUAGCCUGUCAGCCAUGGAUAAGCUCAUUUGUCAACAACAAUAAGCUCCAUCAGGCCAGGGCGACAGCACAGUGCUGGGCAGGAUCGGAGGGUCCGGGAAGGAACAAAGAAAAACUGAAGAGGAAAAGAAGGGGUGAGUGGGCGGAUGAGGGAUUGAAGCAGCACAGAGAACCCGGAGAGGAACAGAGGGACUGAAAGAGAGGAGGAGAAUACUAGUAACAAACGACAGAGGAGCUCAAAAGGAAUCCAAACAGCUCUGAGACAGUGUACGGCCCAGUAUGGAGGAUUUCAGACGGACCUACCUGCGUCUGUGUAAGGAGGGGGGUGUGGAUCCCCAGGAGUCAGUGCUAGCUCAGCUCCAGGAGACCAGGAGAGCCGCAGCAGGAUCCAGGCUGGACCUGAGGGGACACAGCCUGUCUGUAGACACCUGUGCCGUGCUGGGGAGGGUCCUUCACAAAGACACACUCUUCACCGAGCUGGCCCUCAGUGACUGCAUGCUCACUGAGGAAGGUGCCAAGCUGCUCCUGAAUGGGCUGUGUGCCAACACUACUGUUAAAGUCCUGGAUCUGAAGGGAAAUAACUUGAGAUCAACAGGAGCUGAGGCUUUAGGGAAGCUGUUGGUGAGAAACAAGACACUGUGCAGGCUGGUGUUGGAGUGGAAUGCGUUGGGGAUGUGGGAGGAGGCGUUCUCAGUGUUCUGUGAGGGUUUGGCCACCAACGCCUGUCUAACCCAGCUGGACCUGCGCAACAACCAGAUCAACCACCAGGGGGCCUCGGAGCUCUGCCUGGCCCUCAAGCGGAACAGCACCCUGCAGGAACUGGAUGUGAGGUGGAACAACAUUGGUCUGCUGGGUGGCCGGUCCUUCCUGGAGGCUCUACAGCAGAACAGGACACUGACACACCUGGAGAUGGCUGGAAACAACAUCCCCAGCGACACACUCAAAGCCCUCGAGCAGGCGAUGGAUCAUAACUCGGACAGGCAGUCCACUGUGAGAGAGAGCCGCAGCAGAACCCAAGUCCUCAGCAAGGAGAUCCAGAUCCUCAAGGAGGAGAAGGGACGCCAGUUUCUGAGUCUGAUGGAGACCAUAGACAAACAGAGAGACGAGAUGGGCCGAAGCACCAGGUCAGCGACCACAUCUAUCCAUGUGGGUCAGCUACAGGAGGCCCUGAACGAGAGGAAGUCUGUUGUCAACUCUCUCACAGCCAAAUUCCAGAUGACUGAGGCAGCACUGGCCAUGUCGGAACAGAAGAACCACAACCUGGGAGAGCUGCUGACCAGAGUGAAGACUGAGAAAGAUGAGCAGAGAGAACGACAGAGCAGGGAGAGGAAGAAAGAACAGGAGGACAGUGCUCUGAGGGAGGGGAAGCUCCUCAGAGAGAUUACCAGUAUGUCAGAGACAAACGUACAGCUCAAGAAUAAGUUGGAGAAGAUGGAGAGCAGGUGUAAGUCUCAGCAGGACCAGAUUUUUGAGCUGAAGCAGGAGCUCACCAACAGCACAGCAGAGCUAAAGCUACGGCUAGCACAGGCAGAAGAGCGUUUGGAGAUGGAGAAGAAGAGAUCUAAACAGUCUCUGGAGGACAUGAAUAACCUUCGACAGAAAGAGGUGGACCAUGUGAAUCGUCACCUUGAGGAGAGUGAGAGGGCUCUACAGGACCGGAUCCUCAAACUGGAGGGACAGCGGAUACAGCUGGAGGAGGAGUUGAGCAGGGCAAAGGCAGCCUGUGUUACAGAGAGAGCCCAGGCAGAGGAGGAACAGGGGAAGGUGCGGGUACAGGUUCGCCUGGAGGAGCAGCAGCGUGUGAGUGGGUUAGAGGAGAAGCUGCGUGGGUUGCGUCAGUCCCGUGAUGAGUCCCAGAGCCACUGUUCCCAGCAGAAACAGACCAUAGCUGAGCUGCAGGCUCGUAGUGGACAGCAGAGCAUCGAGACAGACGGACUACGACGCAGGAUAGAGGAGCUGCAGCAGGAGUUGUCUGGUAAGGACCAGGAGAAGGUUGCAGAGGUGAGUCGGGUCAGGGUGGAGCUACAGGAGCAGAUGGGACACCUGCAGGCUGAGAGGACCGCACAGGGAGGACUGAAGGAGAAGAUAGCUGCUCUGGAGAGAGAGAUGAAAGUGCUGGCCAGUAACCACAGAGAGGCCACCCUGGACAAGGAGAGUGAGAUAUCAUCUCUGUUUGAGAAGCUGAGACUGAGAGAGGCAGAGAUCCAGAGGAUGAGAGAGGACGAGGCCCAGAGAGCUAGCUUCCUCCAGAACGCUAUACUCACAUACGUACAGGGGUCACCGUUGCACUACAGUCCUAAGAAGUGACCUCUGACAUCUAACCUUUGACCCUUCCCAUCCUUAUGUACGGACUAAGUACAGGGGUCACCACUGGGGUUCUGCAGUCCCAAGAAAUAACCUCUGACCUCUAACCCCUGCCCUAUUUACCCCUACAACCUUGUGCCCAUACACCCUCACAAAGUGGGAUACUAAAGUGACCCAAACCUUUCUAUUACACCCAUACUCCAUGUGUUCCUCUCCGGUCCUUCCCCCUCUCCCCUUUGGUCCCUCCAAACUACCCCAGCACAAAAUAUCAACAGCACAGAUAUUCACCUCUAGACAUCCGCAGCUUCGGGUGUACAGUGCAUUCGUAGAGUAUUCAGAUCCCUCGACUUUUUCCACAUUUUGUUACGUUACAGCCUUAUUCUAAAAUUUAUUAAAUAGUUUUUUCCCCCCUCAUCAAUCU